Messenger RNA from Linum tenue, 4811 nucleotides. NCBI's taxonomy places the organism in Eukaryota, Viridiplantae, Streptophyta, Magnoliopsida, Malpighiales, Linaceae. The record is from the annotation of a GenBank genome assembly.
CAGUUACUCCCCCGUUUUCAUCACGAAGUACAAAUACAAACGCAGUGCCGGCCGCCGGGGGGAAGGGGUUCAGGCGACCGGAGAUUGAUUUGAUUAAAAAUGUGGGGGCAAAAGAUGGCCGCUCAAGCUGCAAACGAAUAGGGCAGCGAGCAACCAUGGAAGCCUCCUAUCUUUACUGUGAGCCCAUCACACUGACGUGUGCCACAAUUGAAACCUUUUCUCGUGGAAUACCACGCCACCGCUACCUCAAGAGGUAAAGCGCUCGGCCUUGGGCUCUGCUUGCUUCUCUUCUCCCCCAUUGCCCCUGCUUUUAUAGCAAUCUGCUAGGGUUUACUCUUCACUGUUUCCCAUUUACUUAAACGACGCCGUAGUUUUGAUUCCCCCGUUCCCAUUUCCAUUACGAUCGGCGUGUGGAUAGCUCGUCCAAGUUCAAGGAAAUUAGGCUUGUAGCUGAAGAAAAUACAGGAAUGGAAAGAGUUCGAUUCAAUCUCAACAACGUGAGGUUAAUCGUCGGUCGUCGGCAGCUCCAUGGAUCAUGCAGUUCGGAUGUGAAGCGGCCGCGGCGGCAGCAACCUACUCUACCAAAGUCAUUACCGAUUCCCGACCUUCAUAAUCCGUACUUGCAUCAAAGUCCUAAUCCUCCUGAAGCUAAGUACUCGCAGCAGGAGUUCGCUACGCUCUGUAGUCUUCUCAGAGAGUCCAAUCUCUGUCCCGGUUCUUCCCUCCAGAAUGCUUUGGACGGGACAGGAAUCGAGCCGGAGCAGCCUGGUCUGUUGGAGGCGGUAUUUGAGAAAUUCGAUUCGUCUCCUAGAUUGCUCUACUCGGUGUUUUUAUGGGCUGAGAAGAGACCGGGGUUUCGGUGCUCUGAGGCGCUGUUCAAUUCGAUGAUUAACACACUUGGCAAAGCGAGGGAAUUCGACACUGCGUGGUCUCUGGUUCUUGAUACAAGUGGUGGAGAUGAAGCCCUUCAUUUGGUUUCCGGUGAUACAUUUGCCAUUCUCAUCAGAAGGUAUGCUCGUGCAGGAUUACCUGAAGCUGCAAUCAGGACCUACGAGUAUGUGAGAAAUUUAGACUUGCUUGGCAAGCCAGAUGCUGGAAUUCGCUUGCUUGAGAUUUUGUUAGAUUCUCUUUGCAAGGAAGGGCAUGUUCAGGCAGCUGCAGAGUAUUUCCGGAGUAAAAAGAAGACAGAACCUUGCUGGGUUCCCACAAUUCGUGUAUAUAAUAUACUUUUAAAUGGAUGGUUUAGGUCCAGAAAGCUUAAACAAGCAGAGAGGCUUUGGUUUGAGAUGAAGAAGAAUGACGAAGUGAAACCGAAUGUUGUGACCUAUGGUACUCUUGUAGAAGGAUAUUGCAGAAUGCGACGUGUUGAGAUUGCACUUGAGUUGGUGGAUGAAAUGAGAAGAAAAGAAAUCAAGCCGAAUGCUAUUACAUACAAUCCAAUUAUUGAUGCACUAGCUGAAGCUGGCAGGUUUAAGGAGGCUUCUGGGAUGAUGGAGCACUUCUUACUGUGCGAGACAGGCCCUACUCUCCCCACAUAUAAUGCUUUGGUUAAGGGAUACUGCAAAGCUGGGGAUCUUGUAGCCGCCAGUAAGAUUCUUAGAGCCAUGAUCGAUAGGCGAUUCAUUCCUACUUCCACAACAUAUAACUAUUUCUUCAGGCAUUUUGCAAAAUUCCGAAAAGUUGAGGAGGCAAUGAACCUGUAUACGAAGAUGAUUGAUUCUGGAUAUGCCCCUGAUCAUCUCACCUACAAUCUCUUGUUGAAGAUGUUGUGUGAGGACGAGAGGUUAGACUUAGCUGCUCGGAUUAGUAAGGAGAUGGAAGUGAGAGGAUGUGAUAUGGAUUUGGCUACUAGCACAAUGUUGACUCAUUUACUAUGUAAGUUGCACAGAUUUGAAGAAGCAGUUGCAGAGUUUGAGAAGAUGUUGAGGAAGGGUUUAGUCCCUCAGUUCCUUACUUUCAAACGAUUGCAUGACGAGUUAAGCAAGCGAGGGAUGAAUAAGAUGGCUCAGAAACUAAGGACCAUGAUGUCUUCGGUCCCUCAUUCCACAAAACUACCCAAUACUUACGACGGUGAUGGAGAUUCAUCGCGAUACGCAAGGAGGAAAUCUAUUUUGCGGAAGGCAGAAGCUAUGUCUGAGAUUCUGAAGACGUGCAGCAACCCAAGAGAGCUUGUUAAGGGUAGAGGUCUGAAUCCUAAUCCUCUAUCGAGUGCUCAUCAGUUGAUGAUGGACAUAAAAGGAAGAGCCAACUGAAAUGAGGAAUAAUGAAGUAUUAGAGGGUUAAUUCUCUAUUCUGCAUUCAUUUUACACUGCUCUGAGCGUCAUAUGUGCAUGAAUUAUAGCUCAUGCCAAAGGAGUUGGGGCACUGAAGAAAUGGUCUCUUGAUUGAGUUUAGAAGAAAGGUUCUGCCCGUGGCGCCAAGUUCACUGUUUGCCCAUUUGUUUAUUUUCAUGGAGGAGAUCUCAAAGUUGGGAGCCUUGACACAAGUUGUUGGUCCACGAAAGAGAAUAUUUUGAGGGUGCAGAAACACCAACCGUAUAACAGUGUUAAAAAUUCUUGCUUCAACUCCAGAUUGUGAUGGCUGGAAGUGGGUCCCCAACUGCUGCUGGAGGAAAAAAAGGGGAGCGAAGAGGGAAUAAUGAGUAUCAUUCAGAUUCUGAAGCACGAGAUGAUGUUUGCGGCGUGGACGGUGGCUGUGGUGAUGGCGUUGACGGACAGGAAUCAACGGCUGGACUGACGUCCGGAAUGGAGAUGCCAUGGUGAUGAUGGCGCAGCAGCAGUCUAAAGCUAGCAGCAAUGCCAAUCUUCCGCACGACAUUUCAUUGAGUACCCAACAGCAGCAGAAGGAAGCGAAGGCGGCGGCAAUGUUUCAUGGCUUUCUUGGUAUGAAGCCAAGCAGUAGUAGUAUUAGUAAUAGUAACGAUAAAAGAAGCAAAAACAACAAUGAAGCCUCUGCAGUUUUGGCCUCCUCUAGAAACGCAUCUGCCUCCUCAUCUGCUUCUCAAUCUAUUGUGGCUUCCUUUGCUGGCGCCGGCAUUGCUAUUCCCGGUGGCCGUGGUGGGGGAGGCCUCCUUUCCACCGCUUCUGAUCUCGCCAGUGAAAGACAGGUUCCAAAUCAUCUAGAAGGGAUUCCAUAUUAUGUGCCAAGAAGUGAUCUUUCUGUAGCAGGAAGUAAAAGAAGCAACUUGGAUUCUGCCUUUAUUGCAAGGGACGGAGUUACACAAAUCAUUGGCCCUGACUCCUCUGAAAGCCUGCAUUUGAUGAAGAUGUUGAGAAAGGCAGGUCCAGGAGAGAGACCUAAAAGGUCCGCAGAUGAUGAUCAGGGCUUGUUUGGUGUGCAGUCAAGGCCUAGUUCAGCCUCACUUAUAUUGCAACCUUCUACUACUGGGAGUAGGCUCGAUCCUAACAAGUGGGAAAGAUCUGCGGUGCAAUAUCCUCGUCGUGGGAGUCAUCAUGUUCCUUUUACUCACCAACUCAGUGCAAGCAGAUUUGGAGGGGAAGCCACUGCUGCUGGUGUAUCAAGUAUUUCUCAGGCAGCAGCUGCGGACGAAGGAUCCAGAACUAGCAUCAAAGGUCCUGGAGUGUUGAGCUCCAUCAAUUGUGGCGCUGGUAAUUCAGAAAGAACUACUGCGGCUGUCCAGGCGAGUGAUAGCAAACCCAGGCCUGGUACUCACAUUUUAGAACCAGAAGCUUCAACUCAUUCAAGUUGCCAGGUUCCAGCAUCUGCAAGUCGGCAAAUGACCAUAUUCUAUGGUGGUCAAGCGCAUGUAUUUGAUGAUGUUCACUCUAACAAGGCAGAUGUUAUAAUGGCGCUGGCUGGAUCAAACGGGAUUUCAUGGUCCACGACUUACACGCCAAAGCCUACCCUUACUACAAGAGCAAGUGGUGGAGGGAAAACUUCCGUGGGGAGCGUUGGAGAGUACGACACAAGUGAUGCAGGAAUCAAUGGCGCGUUAUCGGAGCGUGAGCUCCGAAGAAGGCUGCCAGUCGUCGGUAGUUCCAUACCUACUGGGGUGCCCUCUAGUGACCAGAUGAUAAUACGACCAACAGGUGAGGAUUGAGAGUACACAGAGUACCCCCACUGAAAAUUGAAUACCUUGACCUUGAUCCGUUAAUUAAAAAGUAAUGGAUGCUGCAUUGUGCAAUGGAUGUUCUUAGGCGGUCAUCAUCGUGAGUGCGGCGGUGUUGUAUUGGGAAGUGGUAAAGACUAAAGAGACGAGAGACCAAGAGCUCAAGGGAGAAGGGAGUGCAGAAAGAAGAGGUGUUUGAUGUUUUUCUGAAUUGGUGUAGAAGAAAUAAGUUGUCGCUGCUGUUGCUGAAGAAGGGCGGUGAGUAAUGGUCAAGGGUUGUUGUAAAUGUAAAGUAAAAUGAAAUGUCAUGUCUUGUUUUAUGGGAGAAAAAAGGGCUUGUUUUUCAUUUUGUACUCUUAUUGCUAUACUAUUUUUACGGAUGCUCAUGCUUCCGUGUUGUCUUUCUUAUGUCAUAUGCGAAUGCGACCAAUCCUAUAUUCCCUUUUCAAUUUUUUUUUUUACAAAGGGGAUUUUAUUGCAUUUCAAACUGAUCAGUUACAAAGAGGGAGAACGAACCAACAAUCUGGUUCCAACAAGAGGAAGCCCAAAGGCAUCCGGUUACAAACAAAGUUGUGUAAGACAAAAUGCAGCAACAGAGAACAAAACACAGUCUGCAAAGCAACCAUUCGGAAAGAGCAAAACCCUUGACCGAAAACAGAUCAUCAAGAAUCUCUCUUGUAAACAACCAAUCAAAGUGCAACAAAACCAAAAUCGCCGCCUCCUGGGGAAAACUCAAAGGCAU